AUGUCCCUAUCUUCCAAGGAACAAGACAGAUUAAGGAGCCUCGAGAAAGAUGCCGAAGAGGCGUACAAGUACAUGGCUUCUGACGAACAAUCAUCGACUUUCAAAAAUGAAGAACUAAUAUACGAGCUUGAUGCAGCUGUACCGCAGCCACAAACAACCACAUCCAAAAAAUUUACAAGAUCAGAGAUUAAAGAAACAAAACCGUGGGUUCAUUUUGUUGCUGGAGGAAUCGGUGGUACCGUUGGUGCUGUCGUUACAUGUCCACUUGAUGUCGUGAAAACCAGACUACAAUCAGAUGUCUAUCACAAUGUUUACAAUACAUCAGUGAAAUCAGGUAAUCCUAUAAAGCAAGCUUUUCAACAUUUAUCAGAGACUGGGGGUGCGUUGAGGGGGAUGUAUGUGAAUGAGGGAGUAAGGUCAUUGUUUAAAGGUUUGGGUCCUAAUUUAGUUGGAGUAAUACCAGCAAGAUCAAUAAAUUUCUUCACAUAUGGAGCCACUAAGGAUUUCUUGAUACGAAAUUUUGCAACCACCACCAAUACCGAACAAACUUGGAUGCAUUUAGUUUCCGGUAUCAAUGCAGGUUUUGUAACUUCAACAGCAACGAAUCCCAUAUGGUUGAUCAAGACUAGAUUGCAGUUGGAUAAAUCAAAGCUGAAAAUAUAUAAAAAUUCAUGGGAUUGUUUAAAAAAUGUUGUUAAAAAUGAAGGAUUCUUCAGCUUAUAUCGAGGCUUAAGUGCAUCGUACCUAGGUGGAAUUGAAAGUACUAUACAAUGGGUGCUCUAUGAACAAAUGAGAAUGUUUAUAAAUAAACGAUCAUUAAAAAUUCAUGGCACUAACCCUACAAACAAAACAACUAAAGACCAUGUUAUGGAAUGGUCAGCUAGAUCAGGAGCUGCAGGACUCGCCAAGUUUUUGGCCAGUUUAAUUACGUAUCCUCAUGAAGUUGUGAGAACAAGGUUGAGACAAGCACCAUUAGAAAGUACUGGUAAGCCAAAGUAUACCGGAUUGAUUCAAUGCUUUAAGUUGGUGUUCAAGGAGGAAGGGUUUGCUAGUAUGUAUGGUGGUUUGACACCCCACUUGCUUAGAACAGUACCCAAUUCAAUCAUUAUGUUUGGAACUUGGGAAUUGGUUGUGAGAUUGUUGUCGUGA
Molecule: messenger RNA, 1149 nt
Organism: Lodderomyces parapsilosis
Lineage: Eukaryota; Fungi; Ascomycota; Pichiomycetes; Serinales; Debaryomycetaceae
Gene: RIM2
Product: Rim2p
Exons: 1
Coding region: 1-1149 (382 amino acids)
Biological process (GO): pyrimidine nucleotide import into mitochondrion
Cellular component (GO): mitochondrion
Molecular function (GO): pyrimidine nucleotide transmembrane transporter activity
Source: RefSeq, a predicted model, not a curated record